GACAGGAUUUUCCAUUCACAAUCAGUGAAUUUUCGAAGCAGACAUCUCGUGAUCCGGGUCACACUGGAGUGACCUUUCCAGUUCCCAGUUUUCUUGCAGUCCAGUUUGCUGGUCAACGGGGAGUUGUUGGUUGUGUGGACACUCCGUGCUAGUGUAAUAAUCAUCAUGGCGAAAACAUAAACCAAUAGUGCUCAGUGAAGUUUGUUUUUAUGGAAGGAAAGCAGUGAAGUUUUAUUAGCUAAGUAUUUGAGGCAUUUGAGACAAUCAUAGUGAAGCAAUCUCCAAUCGAACAGCAUCAGUAAAUAAUUGGACUACAUCCCGUCGAGAAAAACGAAACCAGCUUGAGAAAGGAGUCUACUAGUGUAGCGCAAAAAAAAACCUGCCCACGGCCCCAGGAUGGCGCUGUUAGUCGUCUAUAGUUCAUUCAUUUUGUUCGUGGGAGUGGUUCUAGCUUCGCAACACUCGCCCUACUCCUUGCAGGCCGCUGUGGAUGCGCUCCACCGACGCGAGGCUCAACUAGCUCUCCGAGAUGAAACGAGUGGGGAUCAGCUGGAGGACGAUGGAUACUGGAUGGAGCCAUCUGAUGAUCAACCAACAUAUCGACCCAAUCGGCAACGGAUGAAUAAAAUUCUGGCUAACUAUCUGCGACGGGACGAAGAGCAAGAAGAGGGCUCCUAUGACCCGUACGAUUUGGAGGCUCGGAAGCGAUCGAUUUUCCGUGAAAGAGAUGCCAUGGGUGAACUGCCCUCGUAUCCGACCGCAUUCAGAGAGCGACAAAUAGAGAAACCCUACCAGCGUCCGGACUUAUCGUCCGACUUCCUGAAGGAAAUAGACCACCAGGCAAAUCUCGAACGAGAGGAAAAAUAUGUGGGUCGGCUGCGCCAACUCUGGGACAAAUAUCAGCAGGAGGAAAACGAGAUUGAGCAGGAGCUUUUCGACGAAGACCACCCCGGCGACACCGGAAACCCACUAUAUUACGAGAAACGCCAGGGUUUCCCGCUGUCAUCCGAUUCGGAAGCGACAGCCAUCUACUACGGACCACCGAUGGAGGAAAAGAAACGCACGAUGCCAAUACUACCGUGGUUGCCAGCAUCCCGCAAGAAGCGAUUCCCGGUAAUCAAGCGGUCGCCCAAACCGGAACCGAUCGCAGCAGCCGAAACGGACGAGAAAGUCGCCAAAGAUCUGCAGGCUCUGUUUGGAUCACCCGAGGAAAAGAAAAAGCGAUCCAGCGGGCCGGAAGUAGAAAAGAAACAGACCAAAGCUAACGAAACUAAAUCGCACGAGAAGCGAGACGCCAGUGGGGAACACGAUCAUGACGGAGAGCACGAGGAGCGUAGUUCGGAGGAGGGACACGAUGAAGAUGAGCAUGACCAUGAGCAUGAACAGGAGCAUGAUCAUGAACAUGACCACGAGCACACGGAAUCCAGCGAGGAAUUCGAGGGAGAAGACGAGGACAAGAAGAAACGUUCCAUUAGAAAGCGAUCGAACCUCGAAGUGGUGAAGGAGGAUCAAAUCAUUCCGGGAGAUAUUGGGGAAUUCCAGGCGAAGAAAUCAAUUCAGUGGAACAAGUACUUCGGAAUGGAUCGGAGGAAAAAAAGAAGCUGGGGUUACGCGCCGCAUGCAAUGAGUUCAUACAAGUCGUACGAUGAUGAGCGUCGGAAGAAGAGUCUGAACCAGGAGAAGCUUGAGAACAUGGAUCGGAAGCUGAAGACGAUCGAGGAUCUGAUUUUGGAUCAGACUGUAAAGUACACCGGGGACCAUGAAGAAGGACUAAUUGAACCGAGUGAGUUACAGAAGCUGAAGGACAAAGUUGUUUCACGUCUUGCGACUGCUUAUAGCAUCGAAAAGAUGCGCCGGACUUUAGACAAACUCAAAGAAUCCGUCGAUGACGAAUCAGAUCCGCUAAAGGAGAAUGAAAUCAAUGACGAUGUACGAGGUGACAUGAAAGACAAAGCCAAACGGGUUGCGGUGAAGAAGGAAAAGGCCGAAUAUGACCACAGCCAACACUCGCUGGAACCGGUCGAGAAGGCUAAGCACGACCCAACUGAGAACGACCUGGACGAAUUAGACGAGGAUAAGAAGAAGAAAAAGAAGAAGCGCAUGAGUAAGCGGUAUCAGGAGAUUCUACGUAAUGACGUUCCCGAUUUCGAGGAGGAACUUGGCGCUGGUCACUAUGCACCUUCAGGCGAAAAUCUCGAACGAAACAUAGCGCUUGAAUUAAACGAAUGCCCUCUAUUGGAUGCUCUGGAACGCAGGUGCCGAGGAGUAGACGUACUGAGCGGGGAUAUCUAUCAAGAUUUGCUACCGGCUUGUGGUGCUCAUCAGUUGUGUUAUCUUUGCGGAACAACCCAGACCGUAUGUGACUUCCAGUACCUAGCCGAAACGGAUACCAUCUGCGAGGGUCAGACGAAUUGUCAGGCAACGGCUCGAUCGGCCUUGAUGAUUCUACGUGGUUUCCCUGGUCCCACGCUGGGUCCUCGAGAGUGUGCGAAGAAUCCUUGCCUCUACCGGGCGAUGCUGGAGGUCGCAGUUACUGGAUUGUAAACAAAUGAACACACCACAUGGAGUUCUAAUACUCCAAGGGGGUAAAUAGCUGAAAAUUUGUUUGCAUUUCAACUUAUGUUGUUUCCAAAGAUCUUCGAUACAAUCGUGUUGAUGUAGAGUAACUUAAAAGACAGUAGCCCGAAGAUAUGUUGACAGGUACCAAUUUCCUUCCUAACCCGACCAGAACUGCAGUGUUGGAAUAGUAUUUUGAACAACAACUCUAAUGUGUAUGUGUGUAUGUAAAAUAUUGAAUCACCAGCCAAAACAAAAACAAGAAAUGUAAUUUACAUUGAUAUCAGUAUAUGGAAGCUUAUCCUCAAGCGCAUGCUAUAAUUCAUGGGAUUGAUUUACCCGUAAAUGCACUGUUAGUGAUGAGAUUAUUUGUUGUUUAGCAUUUAACUUCAAAGGAGUAACUUAUUUUUUAUACACAAUACUUCGUAUUGAAAUGUUAUAUACAUCUAUGGUAAUAUAUUUAAAAAAACACGAAAACAAAACUGAACAUAAGUACUAUUUUUAUCUACUGUAAAACAUUUCAACCUGUUUUAAUGGAGUAGGUGUAACUUAUCGCUGUACUAACCUGUAUUAACACAUAAGCGUUAAACACACCGCCGUCAGUGCAAAUGAAAUAAAACACAAAAAAGUUAAGCUAAUUCCAUGCCAUCUACAAACCAUUUUCUCUGAAUGACGAAUAAUAUACACGAAUAGAAGAAUCAGACAAUAAAUUCAAAACUAGACAACGCUGGUAAGAGCAACAACAGGAAAACUAAACGAAAUGUGGGCAGCUAAUUCGAAAGGAGCGAAUAAAAUAACAUGUUCUUUAAGACUUUGUUAGAACCAGCUAAAAAUUUUGAGUGCUUAAUGCAUGUGAAUUUCAACAGAUGUGACACAAAAUGUAUCAUCACUUUGUCGCGCAACUUUUAAAGUAUUUGUGAAACAAGAAUCAUGUGUUAGGACUAGCGAAAAGCAACGACACUUGGGUUAUAGGUAUGACUAACAAAAAAAAAGCAAGUACAGAUAACUAGUGAAACGAAUCUCUAUAUAUACAUAUAUACAAAUACAAAGAUACCAAAAAGUCUAAGUAUAAUGAAAAAAUAAAAUCAGUAUUUGUUAAAAAUAAAGUCACUAUAAAUGGAA
This is a messenger RNA of Toxorhynchites rutilus septentrionalis, 3678 nucleotides long. Its product is annotated as trichohyalin. The transcript is spliced from 9 exons. Lineage: Eukaryota; Metazoa; Arthropoda; Insecta; Diptera; Culicidae. Bases 397 to 2544 code for a protein of 715 amino acids. The record is from RefSeq and is a predicted model, not a curated record.